Molecule: messenger RNA, 2001 nt
Organism: Fonsecaea pedrosoi CBS 271.37
Lineage: Eukaryota; Fungi; Ascomycota; Eurotiomycetes; Chaetothyriales; Herpotrichiellaceae
Exons: 1
Coding region: 1-2001 (666 amino acids)
Biological process (GO): transmembrane transport
Cellular component (GO): membrane
Molecular function (GO): transmembrane transporter activity
Source: RefSeq, a predicted model, not a curated record
AUGGCUGGCAACGGAGAGGACGAGGUCACGCGAUAUGGGCCCAAUCCCCCGCAUGGUCCCGAUGUUUCGGGUACUCACGCCCCCUUUGAGGAUCCUCAUCUGGACAUGACCACAAAUGAGAAGGACGUCUUCCGAUACCUCCUGAAGCCCGACGACCUGUACGACGAGAAUGGCGUCUACUGGGCUGACCUCCCCAUCAUCAAGCGAGUCAAGUUCGUCUCCAAGGUUGACCGAGAAGAGACCAGGAGAGAGUUCUCCGCCUUCUGGGAAAUCUUCAAGAAGGACCCUCUAGCGCCCGUCGGUUUCUACUUCCGCAACAUGGUUCUCCCCGGUGCCGGUCUCGGUCUGGAAGGUUACGUGCUCUUCUCCAUUGGCAACAUCAAGCCGCUCUUCCAAGGCGCAUUCCCCGAUUGCUGGAAAUCCAACAAGAUCUGCAGCAAGACGUGGAUCAACGCUGUUGACUACCUUGAAAUCUGCGGUAUCAUCUGUGGUCAAAUCCUCGUCGGUGUCAUCGGUGACUGGAUCGGCCGUCGCUGGGGUCUGAUCCAGGAUGCCACAAUCAUGUUCAUCGGUCUCAUCAUGCUGGUCUGCGCCUGGGGUGUCACCCAAAACGGCUGGGUCAUCUGCUACGCCUGGUCGCUCUUCUUCUAUGGCAUUGGUGUCGGAGGUGAAUAUCCCAUGACUGCCACCUCUGGUAUGGAGAACGCUGUCGGUUCCGGCAAAGUGUCGACCCGUGAGGAUCGUCUGCACAGAGGUCGCAAGGUUGUCAGCGCCUUCUUGAUGCAAGGUUGGGGUCAAUUCUUCAACCAGGUCAUCCUCAUCAUCUUGCUCUUGGUCUUCCACCACGGUAGCGGCAACGCCCCGUACUCCAAGGUCGCUGCCCAGUAUACCUACCGUGUCUCCUUUGCCAUUCCCGCCGUCGGUACCGCUUGGCUGAUCUACUUCCGUACCUUCAAAGUCAAGGCCAGCGCCAACAGACAGCUGAGAAUUGCCAAGAAGAAGAACGCCGUCACCGGUUACGACGUUGAAUCCCUCAAGUUGACCUUUUACUACUUUGGCGGUCGUGUCAUCGCCACUGCUGGCACGUGGUACAUGAACGACGUGUUUUUCUAUGGCAACAAGUUGUUCCAGAGCGAGUUCAUCAGUGUCAUCAUGCCUGAGACGAAAUCCAUCAUGCCCGGUUGGCUGUACAACCUGAUCAACGUUGGUGUGUCGCUAUGCGGUUACUACCUGGCCAGUUUCUUGGUUGACAACAAGCUCUAUGGCCGCAAGCACAUGCAAUCACUCGGCUUCUUGAUGGACUUUAUCUUCUUCAUCAUUCCCGGCACCCAGCUUAGCUACUACACCUCUCGCGACCACAUCAAGGAAUUCCAGACCAUGUACUUCCUGUCGUCGUUCUUCCAGCAAUUUGGUCCCAAUUGUGUCACCUUCCUUGCGGCCGCCGAAGUCUACCCUGUCGCCGUCCGUGCUACGGCCCACGGUUUCUCCGCUGCUGUCGGUAAGUUGGGCGCUCUGACUGCCGCCGUCGGCUACAGCUACUGGUCCACCCAGACCAAGUUCUGGGUUGUCCCGUGGUUUGGUCUUGCUGGUGUCAUCAUCAACGUUCUUUUCAUGCCCGACACGACCGGCCUCGAUCUCAAGGAACAAGAACGUCGGUGGGCCUACAUCCGCGCCGGUCGCGAGAAGGACUACCAUGGUAUCGCCAUCCACCCCAAGCACUUGAGCUUGUGGGAGCGCCUCCGUGGAGUCGGCAAGCCGUAUGACCCUGAGCUUGACUUCAAGCAGCGGAUUGAGGAGAUGCGUGGCGAGUGGGAAGCCCGCAUGCAAGCCAGAGCCGAGGAGAAGGAGGCCGACGACCUUGCCCAAGCUGAGGAUGAUGAUGACUUCCACUCUGAGGUUUCGUCUUACUUCAAGCGGUCCACCAAGUCACCCAACCUAAAGGGAAUGGAGAAUGAGAAGAUCCCUGAGGACCGGGAAUUGAACGGCCAGAAUGGUAUUUAA